AUGGCUUAUCCUAUCCACCUAACUUUUCCCAGAAAAAGAACUCACAAUGAAACGAGCAUGCUGGAGAUAAAAAUGACGAAAGAUAGUGCACGCAUUGGUAUCGGUAUUGAUGUAGGCUCAUCAAGCGCUAGAGUAGGCAUAUAUAAUUACGAAAAUGACGCAUUAUUAGGAAUGGCGCAAGAGCCAGUUCCAUACUACCAAGAUUCUUCGAGAACAUCAUGGAAAUUCUGGCAACGAUCAACUGAGAUAAUUAAAGCACUUCAAAAGUGUCUUCAAAAACUAAAAAUUACGGAAUAUAACGUUAAAUCGUGCGGCGUUUCUGCAACAUGUUCAUUAGCUAUUUUCGAAAAGGAUAAGAGAAACGGCAGCUUGAUACCAUAUCCCAACGAAGACAACGUAAUAUUUUGGAUGGAUUCAUCUGCAAUCGACGAGUGUAAACAACUGAAUGCCGAAUGUUCCCAACAGCUACUGGAUUUUUUGGGCGGGAGUUUCGUGCCAGAGAUGGGUAUUCCUAAGUUGAAAUAUUUCUUAAACGAAUAUUCCCAUAACCAAGACAAGCAGUUCCAUAUCUUCGACCUCCAUCAAUACAUUGCCUAUGAAUUGAGUCACUUAUACCAAUGGAACAAUGAGGUACUCUUGAAAAGGGAAAACAACAAAAUGGUAGGCGUCGAUGGAGAGGCAUCUGGCUGGUCACCUUCAUUUUAUGAAAACAUAAUGCAUUUGCCUUCUAAUGUAAUCAUUGGCUCAAACGGCGCUACUUGCAAGAAAAUAGCUUCAAGUGCUAUAGUUCGCAGUUGUAUUGACAGUUAUGCAAGUUGGUUUGCAGUUUCUUCUCCUCAUUUAGAAACUUCACUGUUCAUGAUAGCCGGUACUUCCACUUGUUACAUGUAUGGCACCCCCAUCACCGACAUCAAAAUUCCUGGGGUAUGGGGGCCUUUUGAUAGUAUACUUGACAGUAACAGCCACUUUUCCGUAUAUGCUGCUGGCCAAUCGUGCACCGGCAAAUUGAUCGAGCAUUUGUUCGUAACUCAUCCAUGUGCCAAAGAAAUUCUAAAACGGGGCGCCGAUAUUUAUCAAGUACUCGAACGAACCAUUCACGACAUUGAGAAGCAAAAUGGUCAAUCAGUUCAUGUUUUUACGAAAGAUAUAUUCUUCUACGGUGAUUAUGAGGGAAAUAGGACCCCAUUUGCAGAUCCGCGAAUGAAAGGUUCAUUUAUUGGCGAAACCACCGACACAUCAAUUUUAAACCUCAUACAUAAGUAUAUUUGCAUCUUAGAAUUCUUAUCAUUCCAGACAAGACUAAUUAUUGAUACUUUUAAACGUCAAAAUAUAGGAAUGUGCAUUCAAGAAUUAAGAAUAUCCGGUAGUCAAGCGAAAAACAAAAGAUUGCUAUCUUUGAUUUCCUUGGUCAAUAAUGGUAUAACGAUAAACAAACCAAAGGAUAAUGUUGACCUGAUGGGCGUUAGAGGUGCAUAUCUGCUUGCAAAAUCGGCAAAUGAAGGGAAACAAAUAAUUGAUGUUAUAAGGGAGAGGGACACCAGUGAUGACAACGAAAAGUUCGAACCUCUUCCUGAAUACCAACUCCUAAAUGAUAGCUCACUGCUAAGAAGAUUACUUUGGGCUAAAUAUCGUAUACAUUUAGAUAUGGCGAAACAACAGCAGCGAUAUCAUAAACUUAUUGACGAAGUUUUCAGUGGCACCAACUGUUGA
This is a messenger RNA of Saccharomyces kudriavzevii IFO 1802, 1710 nucleotides long. RefSeq names its product Mpa43p (gene MPA43). The transcript has a single exon. Gene Ontology annotation, molecular function: kinase activity. Gene Ontology annotation, biological process: carbohydrate metabolic process. The record is from RefSeq and is a predicted model, not a curated record. Lineage: Eukaryota; Fungi; Ascomycota; Saccharomycetes; Saccharomycetales; Saccharomycetaceae. The coding region runs from base 1 to 1710 and encodes 569 amino acids.